Messenger RNA from Hippopotamus amphibius kiboko, 1047 nucleotides. RefSeq lists its product as uncharacterized. Lineage: Eukaryota; Metazoa; Chordata; Mammalia; Artiodactyla; Hippopotamidae. The transcript has 3 exons. Bases 1 to 822 code for a protein of 273 amino acids. The record is from RefSeq and is a predicted model, not a curated record.
AUGGCAGCGGCAGGCUCGCGCGGCGCCCGAGCGGCGAGUGCGCCGGGGGGUGGGGUGCCGCCUUUUAAAGCCGCUCCGCGCCGGGGAAGCGCCGCCGCCGCUGCGGGCGGGAGCGAGGGAGGAGGCGGCGGCCGCCGCGCGUUCCCGCCCGCGCGGCCCGGCGGCGCCCUGGCCCGCGCUCGCCGGCCGGCACCCGGCCUUCGCGCGCCCCAGGCGAAGCGCCCCCCUGGAACUUCGCGCAGACUUCGGGGGCGCUCGGGACAUGCGUUCCCUGGUGGCCGGGAGGGCUCGGGGCGUCUCAGACGCACCAGCAGCAAAGAACAUAGCGGCAUGAUCUGCGGCCCCAGCAAGCCCAGCACUCUUUCCCCUCAGGGAGUGAGACCCAGGAACUCCUCUGUCCUGUGCGGGGCCACCGGCUGCCAUGUCCAGUCCCUCCAGCAAAGCUACCUACUCCUGCCGUUCCAUAUGGUCAUUUCCAAAAGGUGGAAAAUUUGGUGCUGUGCUGCCUGUGCAGCGAUGAGCCUCCUGAGCGAGAAAGGGUUCAAGAAGAGCUGGGGCAGCACCUGCUGGAGACAGCGAGGAGGGGCCUCCUUCACCCUCCAGGAAGCGGAGCGUGGAGCGACUCCCAGGGCCAGUUCGCCAAAUCCAGAACGCAGUGUCAACAGCCUCAAACCCCACCCACCGGCCUCUGGCAGAGCUAAUGGGCACCCCACAUCUUCCCUUCCAGUGGACUCACCACCAGCAUCCAAAGGCGAGCUGUGCAAUCAGCCCCUUCCCCUGAAGCCCACUGUCUGCAUCCAGACAGAGACGUGCACACUGUGAACAAACAAUAUGGGUGAUGGCUAGGCGAUAAAUGUGACCAUACAUGUCUAGUGUGUAUGAGCCUGGGGUUAAGUGCUUCCACAGAAUGGCUGAAGGAUUAGUUGGCAGGGUUGCCAGACAAAUACUAGAUGCUGAUAAACAACAGGAAAAUUUUUUUUAUGUGUAUCCCACACAAUAGUUGGGAUAUACUUAUACUAAUAAAAUGAUUUGUUAUUUAUCUGAAAU